AUGUCUGAGAGGACGAAAAGAGAUGAUGAGCCACUCAGCGACAUCUCGGAUGAAGAUCGCUACUUUAUAGAGCAGCGCGAUCUGGUAUUGCAAGACAUUGGACAAACUAUGGACUCGAUACUAAACAACUUGAACGGACUGAAUAUCUCGCUAGAGAACUUCAUUGCGGUUGGAAAAGAGUUUGAAAGUGUAUCCGAUUUGUGGAGCAAGUUCUACGCAGGCGUGUCGAGUGCGGAAAUUCCAGAUGUCGAGGGCAACGUACAAGAGCAGGCAAUGGAGAGCCAAGAGGAGUUGUAA
This is a messenger RNA of Lachancea nothofagi CBS 11611, 297 nucleotides long. The record is from the annotation of a GenBank genome assembly. NCBI's taxonomy places the organism in Eukaryota, Fungi, Ascomycota, Saccharomycetes, Saccharomycetales, Saccharomycetaceae.